Molecule: messenger RNA, 1761 nt
Organism: Nerophis lumbriciformis (worm pipefish)
Lineage: Eukaryota; Metazoa; Chordata; Actinopteri; Syngnathiformes; Syngnathidae
Source: RefSeq, a predicted model, not a curated record
AUGGCUCCUUUUCCGGACGAGGUAGACGUUUUUACGGGCCCGCACUGGCGAAUGAAGCAGCUAGUGGAUAUUUAUUCCGAAAAGCUGUCAGAGACCAACUUCUCCAACAACAGCGACUUCCGCUCCUUCCUCAAGUCGUUACUUGCCACCUUCAAGGAGUUUAAAAUGCACGAGCAGAUCGAGAACGAGUACAUCAUCGGGCUGCUGGAACAGCGCUGCUGCACCGUUUACAACAUGCACUCCGACAACAAACUCUCCGACAUGCUGCUGCUUCUGGAGAAGGGCCUGCACAACGUCAAGAGCGAAUACGAACAGCUCAAUUACGCCCAGCAGCUGAAGGAGCGAUUGGAGGCUUUCACUCAGGACUUCCUGCCCCACAUGAAGGAGGAGGAAGAGGUGUUUCAGCCAAUGCUGAUGCAGCAUUUCAGCUACGAGGAGCUGAAGGCCAUCAAGAAGCAAGUGAUAGCGCAGCACCGCUGUCAGCGGCCGUGGGAGCGCGCCGCCGACGUGCUCAAAGGCUUCGGCUUGUGGAGCCGCGCCGAGGAGCUGCAGAAGGCCUUCAAAUACGCCGACCACGAGAAGAGCGACUACGAAGCAGAGCACGACGGAACCGGUUCGGUGCACGUCUCACAGCUUCCGGCCGAAGUGGUGGUGAGGAUCUUCCGCUUUUUGGGCCCGCAAGAUCUUUGCCGCUGCAGCCAAGUGUGCGCCUCCUGGUCGGAGCUGGCCAAAACCGGUUCCCUGUGGCGACACCUCUACCCCGUACGCUGGGCCAGAGGCGACUACUACGACGGCCCACCCGGAGAUUCGGACCAGGAGCCCGAUGAUGGCUGGCUGAAAAGUCGGGAGAAAGAAGCGCGCGCCUACCAGGACUGGGACGAGGACGCCGACAUCGACGAAUCCGACCAGCGCGACGACUCGCCGGCCAUCGGCGCCGCACAGCGGGAGAAGAGACUCCUCGACGGGAUGGUCCAGAACCUCCUCCCGGUCGUCGGACCGUCCGUCAAGUCCCUGGUGCUGGCCUACGGCUCCUCUGUCUCCAGCAAAAUGGUGCGUCAGAUGUUGAGUCUGUGUCCCAACUUGACGCAUCUGGACCUGACACAGACGGACGUCACCGAUUUCGCCUUUGACAGUUGGUCUUUCGUGGGUGCCUGCGCCUCGCUGGAGCACCUGGACUUGUCGGGCUGCGACCAAAUCACGGACCGCGCCCUGCAGAGACUCUCGCUGGGGUUGGGCGACCCCUGGCCGCCGCGCCGGCGCCGCCGCGCUCACCGAAGCGCGCCGGCCGACAUCGAGGACUCGGCGGCCGAGUGGACGCGGCGUCUGGAGACCCGGCUGCUGGACGCGGCGUGCCGGUGCCGGCGCGCCGACGCCGCCCUUUUGCGUCUUUGCGACGGCGCGCUCAGGACUAAUUGCCGCCGUUCGCAAACGGACACUAAACGCCGCGACGGCGGGACGAACCGGGCCGCGGCCGGGCGGCGGCUGGCUUUCCUCAGCCUGUCCGGAUGCUUCCGGGUCACGGACGCGGGACUCAGGGCCCUGUCGGAGGCGGGAGGACUCCCGGCGCUGGAGCACCUCAACCUGUCGGGGUGCCUGCGGGUGACGGAGGCGGGGCUCGGGCAGCUGGUGUCGGCGUGCCCCGCCCUCAACGACGAACACUUUUACUACUGCGACAACAUCAACGGUCCAAAAGCAGACACGGCGAGCGGAUGCCAGAACCUGCAAUGCGGAUUCCGAGCGUGCUGUCGCUCCGGAGAGUGA